Messenger RNA from Penicillium malachiteum, 1743 nucleotides. Its product is annotated as alpha-glucosidase. The coding region runs from base 1 to 1743 and encodes 580 amino acids. The record is from RefSeq and is a predicted model, not a curated record. Gene Ontology annotation, biological process: oligosaccharide catabolic process. The transcript has a single exon. Gene Ontology annotation, molecular function: alpha-amylase activity. NCBI's taxonomy places the organism in Eukaryota, Fungi, Ascomycota, Eurotiomycetes, Eurotiales, Aspergillaceae.
AUGACGCGGGAAGCUCCUUGGUGGAAAAACGCCACCAUUUACCAAAUCUAUCCCGCUAGUUACAAGGAUUCUAAUGGCGAUGGAAUCGGCGAUCUGAAAGGCAUCCUGGGCCAGUUGGACUAUGUUAAGUCCCUGGGCGUUGAUGCCGUAUGGAUUUGUCCUCAUUAUGAUUCCCCACAAUACGACAUGGGCUAUGAUGUCGCCAACUAUGAAGACAUCUAUGCUCCCUAUGGCACAGUCAAAGACGCAGAAGACAUUAUCGCAGCGUGUCACGAGCGCGGAUUGAGAAUUCUUUUUGACCUCGUCAUCAACCACACAUCGCAUGAGCACGCCUGGUUCAAGGAGUCGCGUUCUUCCAAAACAAACCCCAAGCGUGACUGGUACAUCUGGCGUCCAGCCAAGUACGACGCGGACGGUACUCGCCGCCCGCCAAAUAACUGGCGCAGUAUUUUCGGUGGCAGCGCCUGGGAAUGGGACGAGCCAACACAGGAAUACUACCUACACCUGUUCGCAGUGCAGCAACCCGAUGUCAACUGGGAGAAUGCGGAGACAAGAGCUGCAGUUUAUAAGUCUGCCAUGGAGUUCUGGCUUCGCAAGGGGAUUGAUGGGUUCCGCGUUGAUACAGUGAACAUGUACAGCAAGGAUCAAUCCUACCGCGAUGCGCCCAUCAUCGAUCCAAAGAACGAGUACCAACUUGACCCUUCCCUUUUCUGCAAUGGUCCUCGCAUCCACGACUACCUGCGGGAGAUGGGUCAAAUCCUUUUAAAAUAUAAUGCCGUCACGGUCGGCGAGCUCCCAUCUACCCCAGAGAUCACCGACGUGCUGAAAUACGUCUCCGCGAAAGAGGAACAGCUGAGCAUGGUAUUCCAAUUUGAUAUCGUUGACGUGGGCAAGGGCAAGGAUUUCCCUUUCCAAACCACCCCACGAAACUGGACACUCUCUGAUCUACGUGAGCGUGUGAAACGUACCCAGAAGCUCAGCGAUGGUUCCACUGAUGGCUGGAGCACCACAUUCCUGGAAAACCACGACCAAGCCCGAUCCGUUUCGCGAUGGGGCAGCGAGAAGACACCCGAGCUGUGGGCUCUUAGCGCAAAGAUGCUCGCAAUGCUUGUUGGUACUCUUUCCGGAACGCUUUACGUCUACCAAGGUCAGGAGAUUGGUAUGGUGAACACACCUGAGGAGUGGCCUAUCUCAGAAUACAAAGAUCUCGACAGUCUGAACUACUACAACUACGUAAAGGAACAGACAGGGAAUGAUCCCGUCGCAAUGAAAGCGGUUAAGGCAGCUCUUGCUCAUCUUGCUCGUGAUCAUGCUCGGAUCCCAAUGCAAUGGGACGAUACACCAAAUGCUGGAUUCUCUCCUGAGGGUGCUAAGACUUGGAUGCGUGUUCAUGACAAUUACCCUACGUUGAAUGUGAAGCGACAGACCAAUGACCCAACUUCUGUGCUGUCAUUCUGGCGUGAACUGCUACGUACUCGUCGUGCGAACCCGAAGGUCUUUGCACAGGGAGUGUUUGUCGAUACCGAUCCGUCCAAUGAGUUAGUCUUUAUCUUCGAGAAGGGCUCUGCAGAUGGCUCGGAGAAGCUGAUCGUUGCCUUGAACUUCACUGGCGAGAAGCAAUCGGUUGAAUUAGGCAAGUUAUUGGGAAGCGGAUCUCAACAGACGCUGUUGAAGAACUACGAGGAAGAGUCAUUGGAUGCACUGCAGCCUCAUGAAGGCCGAGUUUACCUGGUAGGCAAAUAG